GGGGCCUGCAAGGGUACGGGUGCCUCGGGAGGAGAAGGCUGGAAGACGUGUCGCCCUCCCUAGUUUCUCAGCUUCUGUGUAAUCAGCUGACCUUUUGGAAACCGGGCAAGGGUUGUGGCUGGAUGCCUAUGUGAGACUGGUCUUCAGUAUGCCAUACAGAAGCAACAUGUUCCCAGCAUUGGAAGCAGAGCUGAAGCAGAAGACUCUUCCUGAUCCCUAUGAAGUCUUUAUGUACCAUCACCUCCAGUACUAUGGCUACUUUAAAGAUGAAAGAGGCAGUGUACCAAACGCGGCUACGCACCAGCAUGUUUGGAAGAAUAAACCCCGAUUUGUCUUGAGUGACUCUUUUGGGGGAAGAGAUGAUUUGAUACCAGACCACCUGGAAAAGGAGAACCUUCUAUGGCCUACCUGUCUAUCCUCAGCUGUACAUCAACAGACAGACGCUGUGAGCAAAGAUUCCUUUAUGCUGAGUUCGUCACUUCUCAGGAGCAGACUCCUUCUUCACGAUGAUUUUGGUGAAGUAAACCCAUGUCUUCGGGAACCCCAAGAUCUCUUUGCCUUUUACUCUUGCAGCGGGCAACUGCAGGUUCCCAGGUGGCCAAUAGAAUGCGAGGUCAUCAAAGAAAGCAUUCAUCAUAUUGGUAUGUCAGUUAUGUAUCAUAGUCUUGCUGUUCUGACAGACUUUAUUACAAAACCUCAUAGUUUUAAAUCCUAUAUGCUAAAGUACAAGGCAGGACAAAUUCAACACCUCUCAUCUCACCCCAAAAUGAUUAUCUCACCCUGGGAUACUGAAAUACACUCACCAAAGUCGAAAGUUACACUAAUGUGUAAAUUAGAAUGUUUCAGAGUCCAUUGGAAUGAAGGAUACCUUAUUGGAGAUAUCACAAGACAGAGGGGCGCAAAGAAUAUGCUGGAUGAAUGGGUUCUGACAGGAAUGUGGCUAAAUAUGUCUGUCUCACCUGCAGUGCCCACCAAAGGCUCCUAUUUCACCAGCUCCAGAGUGGGAGGCAAGCGGGGAGUGAUCAAGGAGCUCGCUGUCACACUGCAAGGACCAGACGAUAACACUCUCCUGUUUGAAUCAAGGUUUGAGAGUGGGAAUCUGCAAAAAGCUGUCAAAGUAGACACCUAUGAGUAUGAACUCACCUUACGAACUGACCUCUACACGAACAAACACACUCAGUGGUUUUAUUUUCGAGUUCAAAACACCAGAAAAGAUGCCACCUAUCGCUUCACCAUUGUCAACUUGCUAAAACCCAAGAGCCUUUAUACUAUAGGAAUGAAGCCACUCAUGUACUCCCAAUUGGAUGCCAACAUCUACAACAUUGGCUGGAGGAGAGAAGGAAAUGAAAUCAAGUACUACAAGAACAACACAGAUAAUGGGCAGCAGUCCUUUUACUGUCUCACGUGGACCAUUCAGUUUCCUCAUGACCAGGACACUUGCUUCUUUGCACACUUCUACCCAUAUACAUACACGGAUUUGCAAUGCUACCUCAUGUCGGUGGCAAAAAACCCUGUCCAGUCUCAGUUCUGCAAACUCCGCACUUUAUGCAGGAGCCUUGCAGGAAAUACCGUGUACCUGCUCACCAUCACCAACCCGUCCCGAACCACGCAAGAGGCUGCUGCAAAGAAAGCCGUGGUCUUGAGUGCCAGGGUUCACCCUGGGGAAAGUAAUGGCUCCUGGAUCAUGAAAGGCUUUUUGGACUUCAUUCUUAGCAACUCCCCAGAUGCCGAGCUCCUCAGAGAUAUCUUUGUCUUCAAAGUGAUUCCCAUGUUAAAUCCAGAUGGCGUGAUUGUGGGGAAUUACCGGUGUUCGUUGGCUGGCAGGGACUUGAACAGGCAUUAUAAGACCAUUCUGAAGGAGUCAUUCCCCUGCAUCUGGCACACCAGGAACAUGAUCAAGAGACUUCUCGAAGAAAGGGAAGUUCUCUUGUAUUGUGAUUUCCAUGGCCACAGCCGCAAGAAUAACAUCUUCCUAUAUGGCUGUAAUAGCCAUGAUCGCAAGUACUGGCUUCAUGAACGAGUCUUUCCUUUCAUGUUGAGCAAAAAUGUACCAGACAAGUUCUCUUUUCAUAGUUGUAAUUUUAAGGUCCAAAAGUGCAAAGAAGGAACAGGACGAGUCGUGAUGUGGCGGAUGGGAAUCCUGAACAGCUACACCAUGGAGUCUACCUUUGGCGGGUCCACCCUGGGCAAUAAAAGAGACACUCAUUUUACCACUGAGGAUCUGAAGUCCCUAGGCUACCACGUCUGCGACACCCUCCUGGAUUUCUGUGAUCCUGACCGAACCAAGUUCAUGCAGUGUCUAGUAGAGCUUAAAGAGCUCUUACAAAAGGAAAUUUAUAAGAAAUUCAAUGAACUUGGACAAGAUACGGAUUUAGAAAGAAGUUGGAAUGACAUCUCUUUCUCUGACAUCGAAUCCAGCACCAGUGGUUCUGACAGUUCCCUCUCAGAUGGUCUCCCUGUUCAACUCCUGAACAUAGCACAUGAGUUGCAUCAUAAGAAGAAGAUAUACAAGAAGAAAAAAAAGAAGCCACUUCAGACGAGGAAACAGCGAAAUGAACAGUAUCGGAAAAAUAAUAUGAUACGGGAGUUGAAGUCAACAGAAGAUGCCCUGAAAAGACCAGGAUUUACUUCUACGAUGCAAAAGCAGCCUUCCUUUUUAAAAUAUUCUGAGAACGCCAGUUCUUCAACAGUAAAAAAUGAAAGACCAAGGAUGAAUGAGUCACAGUUAAAUGGAAGAGACAAAGGCAUCUCCCUGGACCUGUCAAAAACAACUAGCUUGAUUCUGACUAAGAAUAAAGAAAGAAAGCAGACAGAAAAGCCAGGAUUUGCAUGCUCUUCAAAGAGAAGCACAGACACCGGCAAAGAGCCAGAUCCAGAUACGAAGCCACACUGGUCCAGGAACAGGUUUCUUGCCACCAAGAGAGGCCACACCACCGUGGCGGGGUACCCAUCCUUGCACAUAUACACAUUCCCGUAGGGCACCGGGACCACACUACAUGGUGCCUCCUUGGCAUGUUUUGGGUGAGACACAUUUGUAAUGAGGGAGCUGUGUGGUGGGUAACUACGCUUGGUGGUGGUGUACUGUGUUGUGCAUUCACAUGCACUGACCUUCCACUGUGUGCAUGCCUUCAAGAUGCACACCUCAUUCAUUAAAUUACUUUCCAUAACAUGAAGCUUCAUUGUGAUGUAUGGAAAAGCUUCCUUUAUCAGAAGUUCAAGUGUGUUCUCCUGGAACUAUAGACAGAAAUACCUUACUUUAACCAAUAGAUAUCCUGUCUAAAAUUAUGUGCAAAUCAAUUUUAAGUGAUAAACUCUGUUUUAAACAUAUUCUGUGAGUGUGCCAUGUUAAAAAUGUGUCACAACUUGCUAGUGAUGUCAGACUAUGGUAUCUCAGACUUGCUCAGGACGAGGUGUUCCCACAUAUAGAAAACAAUCCAUGUAUUACCCAAAAUUUAAUGUUGCAUAUAUUAUGUUCAACACAGUUAUGUAAGUUUUAAAACCCAUUUAUUAAAAUUAUUUCUCUAUAA
Myotis davidii is the source of this 3527-nucleotide messenger RNA. It is a transcript of the gene AGBL2, whose product is annotated as ATP/GTP binding protein-like 2. Lineage: Eukaryota; Metazoa; Chordata; Mammalia; Chiroptera; Vespertilionidae. Gene Ontology annotation, biological process: proteolysis. The transcript has 18 exons. The record is from RefSeq and is a predicted model, not a curated record. Bases 149 to 2977 code for a protein of 942 amino acids. Gene Ontology annotation, molecular function: metallocarboxypeptidase activity; zinc ion binding.